This is a messenger RNA of Medioppia subpectinata, 744 nucleotides long. NCBI's taxonomy places the organism in Eukaryota, Metazoa, Arthropoda, Arachnida, Sarcoptiformes, Oppiidae. The record is from the annotation of a GenBank genome assembly.
AUGAUAACGGAUGAGGAAAGCACACCACCGCCUGAAGAGGAUAUACCUAAAAGCAAAACUGUGACCGAGAAUAGGGAACGGUAUGGCGGAGAUAUGAUGGGAAUUAUGCCACAACAGCCCAAUCAAAAGGCGGUGAUGAGGAAGGCCUCGUCGUCCACUCGCAGGCAAUGGCCGGGCGGUAACGUUAUCUACCGGUUCGCACCCAAAGUCCAGUUCACUGCCUAUGAGAAGUCAGUGAUCGCUUCGGCGAUGCAAGAGAUCGAAAGCUUGUCGUGUAUUCGAUUCAAACAGAGGACCAAACAAAAGGAUUACAUUAAUAUCAUUAAAGGCCGAGGCUGUUAUUCAUAUGUGGGACGAGUGGGCGGUUCGCAGGACCUGUCACUGGGGAGGGGUUGCAUGUGGAGGGGCACUGUUAUACACGAGUUGAUGCACGCCAUGGGCUUCUUUCACGAGCACAUGCGGUCGGAUCGGGACUCCUAUUUGAUAAUCCAUUUGAAUCACGUAAUGCCCGGAAUGAACGUCAACUUCGAGAAGAAUCCCUCGCAUAUGAACCGACUUCUGGCCAAAUUUGAUUACGACUCGAUUAUGAUCUAUUCCUCCACAGCCUUCUCAAAGGACGGACACAUGACAAUGGAGCCCAAGAACAAGAACCACCGCCUCAAAGAGCCCUACGAUAAGAACCAUAUGACUAAACUCGACGCCGAAAGUAUCAAUAAGAUGUAUAAGUGUCCAAAUCAGCGCUGA